UUCAGAUCGAGGACUUCCGAAGCCUGGAAAAGAUUUCAAGAGAAGUCAAGUCCAUCACAGUUAUUGGUGGUGGUUUCCUUGGCAGUGAGCUUGCCUGUGCCCUGGGAAGAAGAGCACGUACCCGAGGCCUGGAGGUGAUCCAGCUGUUUCCGGAGAAUGGCAACAUGGGCAAAGUCCUGCCUGAAUACCUGAGCAACUGGACCACGGAGAAAGUCAGAAGAGAGGGGGUCAAUGUCCUGCCCAAUGCCGUGGUCAAGUCUGUCUCUGUCUCUGGCAACCGGCUGGUGAUUAAACUGAAGGAUGGCCGGAAGGUGGAGACGGAUCACAUUGUGGCUGCAGUGGGGCUGGAGCCUAACGUGGAAUUGGCCAAGUCAGCGGGGCUGGAGGUGGACUCGGACUUCGGGGGGUUCCGGGUAAACGCGGAGCUGCAGGCACGCUCCAACAUCUGGGUGGCAGGGGAUGCUGCCUGCUUCUACGACAUCAAACUGGGCCGGAGACGUGUGGAGCACCACGAUCACGCGGUGGUGAGCGGGAGACUGGCUGGAGAAAACAUGACCGGAGCUGCAAAGCCCUACUGGCACCAGUCCAUGUUCUGGAGCGAUCUGGGCCCAAAUGUAGGGUAUGAAGCCAUUGGCCUUGUGGACAGCAGUUUGCCAACAGUUGGAGUCUUCGCGAAAGCAACAGCGAAGGACACACCAAAAAGUGCAACAGAGCAGUCAGGGACAGGAAUUCGAUCUGAGAGCGAAACGGAAGCAGAAGCCUCAGAAGUUCACAUCUCUCAAAGCUCUUCACCAACGCCUCAAGUCCCAAAGCAAGGAGAAGAUUACGGCAAAGGUGUCAUUUUCUACCUCAGGGAUAAAGUUGUAGUGGGAAUCGUGUUGUGGAACAUCUUCAACAGGAUGCCCAUUGCUCGGAAGAUCAUCAAAGACGGGGAGGAGCAUGAGGACCUCAACGAAGUAGCAAAGCUCUUCAACAUCCAUGAAGACUGAACUCCGCAAUGGGAACAUGGCACUAGGAGUGAGGGGACCACUGGCUGUGUGCACCCCUUCACCUUGGACAGCUUCCUUGGAGCACUUGGGAAUAUUCCACUCACCUGAGCCCAGUGUUUGCACCAAUAAAGUCAGAUUGUUCUA
Messenger RNA from Acanthisitta chloris (rifleman), 1133 nucleotides. It is a transcript of the gene AIFM1, whose product is annotated as apoptosis-inducing factor, mitochondrion-associated, 1. Gene Ontology annotation, molecular function: protein dimerization activity; NAD(P)H oxidase H2O2-forming activity; FAD binding. Bases 165 to 989 code for a protein of 274 amino acids. Gene Ontology annotation, cellular component: cytoplasm; mitochondrion. Lineage: Eukaryota; Metazoa; Chordata; Aves; Passeriformes; Acanthisittidae. Gene Ontology annotation, biological process: mitochondrial respiratory chain complex assembly; apoptotic process. The transcript is spliced from 8 exons. The record is from RefSeq and is a predicted model, not a curated record.